Messenger RNA from Rangifer tarandus platyrhynchus (Svalbard reindeer), 636 nucleotides. The record is from the annotation of a GenBank genome assembly. NCBI's taxonomy places the organism in Eukaryota, Metazoa, Chordata, Mammalia, Artiodactyla, Cervidae.
AUGCCCCGUGCCCCACGCGUUCCCGCGACCCCCCAGGCCGGCGCAGCCCCUAGCGCCCGCAGCCGUCGCGCCGUCGCGCCAGGCAUGCAGGUGAGCGAGAGGGCCCCCCACGCCCCCACCCGAGGGACCCCGGCCCUGCCCUCCUCGACUCCGCGCCCUUCGCCCCCUAACCCUCCCGGCGCGGCCCCCCGCCCGACUCGAGCCUCCAGCCCAGAAGCUCGCCUCGCCCGCCGCGCUCCGCAUCCCACCGCGGGUCCGGACUCCGUCCUGCCCUCCUGCGCAGCGGUCCCGGCGACUGCCUGUAUCCCGCCUUUGGCUCGGCCCCUCGCAUCCUCCUGCCUCGGCUUCCUUUUCUGCUCUCGGCGCUCCCUCCCACGGAGCCCCUUCGCCUACCUCCUGGUCCUCGUUACCCCCCCACCCCCACACUCAUCGUUUUCCAGCGGGGUCCAGGGAGCGCGGGCCUUCGGGAAGGGUGGGCUCGCGGCCGCGCUGGGGAUGGGCCCUGCUCCCCCAGCCCCAGACUCCCGCCCCACCCCCAGCUCGUCUCCUGCGCACAACAGGUCGGUGAGGAGCGAGGGGAGGGUGGGGGUGGCGCGCCAGCCGGGCGACUGCGGGCUUCCUGGAGGGGGUGACUAA